Molecule: messenger RNA, 2829 nt
Organism: Centruroides sculpturatus (bark scorpion)
Lineage: Eukaryota; Metazoa; Arthropoda; Arachnida; Scorpiones; Buthidae
Product: gastrula zinc finger protein XlCGF46.1-like
Exons: 5
Coding region: 537-2135 (532 amino acids)
Biological process (GO): regulation of transcription by RNA polymerase II
Cellular component (GO): nucleus
Molecular function (GO): RNA polymerase II cis-regulatory region sequence-specific DNA binding; DNA-binding transcription activator activity, RNA polymerase II-specific
Source: RefSeq, a predicted model, not a curated record
AGAAAGAAGAAGUAAAAGAGAAUUAUGAUAUAAAACAUGGUAUAAAAUCAGAAUGUAAAGUUGUUUUGAAAAAAUUGAAAUUUGAAGUAAAGAGAGAAGAUUGUAAAGAAGUUGUUCAUCUCCCAGAUGAUAAUGAAAACGUAUUAAUAAAUAUUAAAAAAGAACCAAUUUCUACUAACAACACAAACGCAUCCACUAUUUGGAAUCAUUCUGGUUAUAAAAUCGAAAGAGAAAUUAAGAAAGAAGUAAAAGAGAAUUGGGAUGUAAAACACGGUAUAAAAUCAGAAUGUAAAGUUGAUUUGAAAAAAUUGAAGAUUGAAGUAAAGACUGAAGAUUAUAAAGAUGUUCUUCCAGAUGAUGAUGAACGCGUUUUGACAACACCACCAAAGUUUUAAAACGUUGCCGGAAAAGUUGAACAGCUCGUUACUGGUUUAUAUCAUAAGUGAUUAUUAGUGUUUGUCAUGUAUUAUUUGUGUAUUGUUUAGCCUGUCAACAGUGAAUACUUCACUCCAAACGAAAAAUUUAACGAGGAUGAAAUGAACAUCCAAAUUGAGGAGGAAGAGGAAAUUAAGGAAUACGAUAUCCAGCAGAAUUCAGAAAUAGAAAAACAAUUUAAAUAUAAUAUUAAAAUAAGCAAAUACGUUUCUUCCAGUAGGAAAUGCAAUAAAAUUCACGACAAGAUUAAAAGGAAAUACUUCAAGGUUAUGUUUGCAUCUUAUUCUAGAAAAGAAUUUACGUGUGAUUUAUGUCAACAGACUUUUACAAAUAAGAGAAUAUUGCAAACACAUCUGUUCUGUCAUAUUGGAAAAAAACCAUUUUGCUGCACAACCUGCAAUAAGAAGUUUUUGUGGCAAUUUCUUUUGCGAAGACACAUGAAAAAACACAAAACUGGAAAUCAAAAUAAAAACUCUCAUAGGAAUGUACGUUUGCAGCCACCUGGAAUUCGAGUGAAGUCAUCUCUAAGAAAUGAUAAAAAAUCUAAUAUCAAGACCAAAAACGUGUAUUGCGACAUUUGUGGUAAGCUCAUUCGAUUUGGUAAGAAGGGUUUGGAAAGACACAAGAAAAUACACAGAACUCAUGCCUGCAAAAUAUGUGGAAAAGAAUUUAAGUCGAAUUGCAUGUUGUUACGCCAUGGAGCACGACAUAGUGAAGAUCGUCCUUUCAAAUGCGAUAUUUGUAAUAAGGGUUUUAAGUUGAGAAGACUAUUAAGAAGGCAUGAAAAAAAUCAUAGUGAAGAACGUCCUUUCAAAUGCGAUAUUUGUAAUAAGGGUUUCAGACGAAAAGAGGAACUAAAAUUGCAUAAAGAAACUCACAAUGAAGAACGUCCUUUUAAAUGCGAUAUUUGUGAUAAGGAUUUUAAACGGAAACUGGCACUAAAAUUGCAUAAAGUAACUCAUAGUGAAGAAUGUCCUUUCAAAUGCGAAAUUUGUAAUAAGGGGCUUAAAAGCAAUGCGCGACUAAAAAGACAUAAAGAAACUCAUAGUGAAGAACGUCCUUUCAAAUGCGAUAUUUGUAAUAAGGGUUACAAAUGGAAAGGGCAACUGAAACUCCAUCAAUUUAAUCAUAGUGAAGAACGUCCUUUUAAAUGCAAUAGUUGUAAUAAGGGUUUUAAACUAAAAGUUCAACUAAAAAGGCAUCAAGUAACUCAUAGUGAAGAACGUCCUUUCAAAUGCGAUAUUUGUAAUAAGGGUUUCCAACGGAAAGAGCAGCUAAAAAGCCAUGGAUAUAAUCAUAGUGAAGAACGUCCUUUCAAAUGCGAUAGUUGUAAUAAGGGUUUCAUACGGAAAGAGCAACUAAAAAGGCAUCAAUUAACUCAUAGUGAAGAACGUCCUUUCAAAUGCGAUAUUUGUAAUAAGGGUUUCCAACGGAAAGAGCAGCUAAAAAGCCAUGGAUAUAAUCAUAGUGAAGAACGUCCUUUCAAAUGCGAUAUUUGUAAUAAGGGUUUCCAACGGAAAGAGCAGCUAAAAAACCAUGGAUAUAAUCAUAGUGAAGAACGUCCUUUCAAAUGCGAUAUUUGUAAUAAAGGUUUUAAACGGAAAGACCGACUUAAAAAUCAUCAAACAAGUCACAGUGAAGAACGUAAGUAUUCUUUUCGGGUAUGUAGCAAAAGGUUUAAAACAAAAAAAAAUGUUUGAUAGCUCAUAAAAUCGUUUAUAAUGAGAAAUUCAACCAUUUUUAUGAUAUAUGUAACAAAUAUUUUAAAACAAAACAGUAUUUGGCAUCACGAAAUAGUUAAUAAUCAAUUUGACCAUACUUCUUAAGUACGUUAUUAAAGUUUUAAAUGCAGUUGUAGUUUAAAACGGCAUAUUUUUAUACACAGCAAUGAAUACUAAUAUUUUUGUCAUAUGUGUAACAAAUAUUUUAAGACAAUAGGUUUCUUGGGACAGCGUAAAAUUAUUCAUAUCGAUACAAUAAUGUAUGUUUGUGACAUGUAGAAAAUGUUAUAACAAUACAACUGUUUUAAACCAGACAUUGUAAUAUUAAACGUAAAAGAAAGGAAGUUUGUAUACAAUAUUUGUAACAAGCUAUUAAAAUUAAAUACACAAAACGUUCGAAAAUUCUCAUCGGAAAGUGUAAUAUGUGUAAUAGAAAUAGACGAUGAAGACACUCUUUCUUUACGGUUGUGAAAUGUGUAACAAAGGUUUUUAUAUUAAAAGAUUUUUAUUAAGCCAUCAACUCGUUUAUCAGAAUCAUUCGUAAUUUAGAGGCGAUUAUAAAAGGAAAUUUAAAACAGAAAGUAAACUGAAAUUGCAUUUAAAAUUUACUUGUUUAGAAAUACACCUCAAUUACCUUAUCAACGUAAUAUAUGUGAAAGGACUUUUACGUGUA